AUGAUUAUGUGUAGAGAGGCUGCGGUGAAGUCCAAUGGACUGCGCGAUUCUAGCGGCGAUUCCAAUAUUGAGAUGGGCUUGGCUUUCGCGUCCGCUGUUCAUAAGAUAGAGAGACUAAAAUUCGAUAUAUGGGUGGGCGACCAAGUCGCCGUGAAGACCCCAGGCUGUGCGAAAAUGUAA
Molecule: messenger RNA, 180 nt
Organism: Penicillium macrosclerotiorum
Lineage: Eukaryota; Fungi; Ascomycota; Eurotiomycetes; Eurotiales; Aspergillaceae
Exons: 2
Coding region: 1-180 (59 amino acids)
Source: RefSeq, a predicted model, not a curated record